Colletotrichum destructivum is the source of this 2763-nucleotide messenger RNA. RefSeq lists its product as uncharacterized. The coding region runs from base 1 to 2763 and encodes 920 amino acids. Lineage: Eukaryota; Fungi; Ascomycota; Sordariomycetes; Glomerellales; Glomerellaceae. The transcript has 2 exons. The record is from RefSeq and is a predicted model, not a curated record.
AUGAUGGGACGCCAACGCAGCCGUAGUGACGAUGUUGCCUCGACGUCGCCCAAGGUCAGACAGUUCAGCAGCGCGCUGCGCAAGAUCUCGACCAUGACUUCAGUUAAAGACGACAAGCCUUUGAAGUCCGGCGGCGAUGUCGAAUUUGGGUUUGGCGAGUCAUCUGAUGCGGUUUCGUCCCGCGACUCCAGCUCCGCAAUCGCCUUCAACGACUCGGAUAUCAACCUUCGGCAGCUUCAACAGCUGACGCAACGAGUGCGAUCAACUCUCGCUAGCAAGGACGCCGACGACGCAUUCAAGAAUUAUGCCAAGGCCCGAGACCAUGCAACACUUUGCCAGUCCUUGUUCGACAUCUCAAAACUUGCACCGGCAGUCAAUGGACAAGCGAAUAGGGCCGGCCCAGAAGGCAGAGGCGUGUUGCAUGAGUCCUCUCUCGACGUACCCCACAGCCCGACGACAACCGAUAGUCGAUCAUCGUUAAGUGGAAGGAGCCUCUCAGAAGUCACGACAGGGCAGAGUUGUGGUCAACGUUCCGGUCCAAGCCACGAGACGUGCCUAUCGGCAGUCCGCGACUGGAAGGAAUGCAUCGAGUCGCUGCUAGAGGCCCUCAAGCUUACUCUCUCAGAGACGUACAAGAGUUAUGAGCCCUACGCUACUCCACGUAUGGUGGAGUCCCUGUUUCAAAACAAAGAGUUCCGUGCGGCUGCGAUUCAACAAAUGAGGAAGACCAGCAUCGACAAGACUUUCUCGGCAAGCCCCGAUUUCUUCCCGCGAUACAUCAUACGGCUCAGGAACUACGAUCGCGUCAAGCAAGACCUCGUCGACAUGACUCGCAUCUUGCAGCUGGCGGAGUCCGGUGUCUCUGACAAAAGACUUGUAAAAGAGUAUCAUGUCUCACCCCGAGGCGAUACCAUUCUCGAGUUUGCGAACAUUGGAGCCGAGCCCCUACCGGUUCUCAGAUUCCGCGUCUCUUCAUUCUUGCUUGCGGAAACUUCACCCAUCUUUGAGAGAAUGUUCGCCAAGCACACCCACAUAGAAAUGCAUGACGAUGAGGAUGUGACUGAUCAGUUGGCACCCCCACCAUCACCAUAUGUAUGUGACGACGGGACCGAGGCAAAAUUGUACCGCAUGCCGCAGCUGGAGAGUGACUCGGGACAUGCUCUCACGAUUCUCCUUCACGCGGCACACAUGCACAAUGACAAGGUUCCACGGGAAGUAUCCUUCGAACAGCUCGUUGCCAUCGCCGACGUCUGCCUGAGAUAUCGGUGCACCUCGCCGCUUGAGCUGUUUGUCGAGCACAGAUGGCUGCCACAAUGGAUUCACAAAAGCAGCGAAGACAUGCCUGAAGGGAUGCUUCUGAUCAGCUACGCCUUUGGGCUUAGGCAAUUGUUCACACGCAUGUCGAAAACCAUCAUUCUCAACCUUGUCGACGAGGAAGAACUGAAGAACAAGCCGUGGCCGCAGAAGAUGAAAGAUAGAAUCUUGGCUGUGAGAGGGGCAAAGAUGGCCCAGGUACACGCUUGCUGUGUAAACACGAUACAGGAAUAUCUGUGCCCGUCGUUGGCAGCUUCCGAACAGGAUGGUGCACCAAACCUACCGAGCGGGCUCAGUCCGCCGCCGCAAGCCAGGAGCCGCUCACGCAGCCCAAGCCCUUCUCCUACCGUGGUAUCGCCUCCCAUACAGCCGCCGAUGUUCAGCAGCAGACCAAGGUGUCCCAGAGGGAGCCAUUGGUGCGAUGCGACGAAUCUCGGCUGGCUCAUGCUCAUCUAUGGAGAACUGCAACUGCUCCCUACAAUCAUGAAACCGAUGGCGAUCAAAGACCGGGCCAAUCCCCAGCAAACGCCUCGCAGGAGUCUGGCCCAGCUUGUUGACCUACUACGGACCAUCGCCAGCCCACCGCAGGCUCUGCACAGGGGUGGAGUCUGCGACCCGACGCCGCAGUUUCGCACUGCGAUCAGCGACAUAUACAACAGCGUCUCUGGCUUGACGCUGUACGACAUCAGCAAGCGUUCGCACGGUUGGGGUCUGUCUAGACACCGGUCUGGCCAGCCGCAGGCCGUUCUGCAAAAGGGACUCAAGAAUCCCGGCAAUGAGGAGCGGGGUGCGAAGGGUGAUUUGACAGACACAAUUCGUCUGAGAAUCCUGCAGAGUGCUGAUAGCGUAGACGAUUUGCAUACCAUGGCGAUGAUCAACCGAGGCUUUUAUAAGACGUUUCAAAAGAACCAGCUGUCGCUCAUGCGGGAGUUUGUGAAGGCCAAUCGACGGAUGACGUUGAUGCGGCUGACUUCGACGGGUGCCUCUGCGUUUGACGAGGACAAGGUGCCCAAGGAGCAGGCGGAUGCGCUGAAGGCGGCUGUGAGAGCCGCACGGAAGGCCGAUGUAGGACUAGACGGUCCCAGGGAGGACGAGAGGCCCGAGGGCUCAGAGACGCAAGCGGAACAAGGCACCGCCGCGACAGGUGCCCUGCUAUCGACAUGCCUUCUCAAAGGCGCUCCCGCUUCUGAUGCUCCGUCGCUGCCGGUGUUAAGCGAUGAGGAGGCGCAGCAGACACUCUGGCUGGUGAAACCUUUGCCCCCGCUAUGUGAUACAUCUUUCCAGUCCUCGGCGGCCGAGACCGUGGCAAAGGCGGUGAGGAAUAGGGAAAAGCCUCGGGUCAGCGACCCAGCCUUUGUGGAGGAAAAGAUGCUGUUGGAGGGCGAGGACAAGCAUCUAAGGGAGGAGAGAGACAGGAGGGUCGGGCUCGUGAGAGAUGGCGAACACUAA